Messenger RNA from Amoebophrya sp. A120, 5337 nucleotides. NCBI's taxonomy places the organism in Eukaryota, Dinophyceae, Syndiniales, Amoebophryaceae. The record is from the annotation of a GenBank genome assembly.
CUUGUGGUCGACUGCUAAGUUGUGCCGCUUAUGAUCUAGUAUGACUGUGAAUUUGUGCACGAUGAAGUCGAAGAUUAUUUUGGUGAUCUGGUAAAAUGUAAGACCACCCGAAAUUUAAAUUUGAAUUUCCAAGCAACAAAAAAAAAACAGCGUCGCAUCUUGUAUACUUCACAGAAUCAGAAAUAGAAGUACACCUACAACCUCCAUAACAAUCUUCAUCACGAAUUUUGACGACACCAAAUUUUACGAAAGUAACCCAACUUUUCUUAAAGUGCUACAGUGCACAGGCAUAACCUAAACGAACCUACCAACAAGCUUUCAGAUUUUACUACAAAGGCAGAAGUUCUACUUCCUUUAGAUCCAUCGAAAAACUACAGAAACCGGAGCAUUUUUUCCUUUUCGUAUUCAGAACAUACAUAACAAGCACCAAGAUCUUCGAAAGAUGAACAAGAUGUUGUCUUCGUGUGCUGUUUUAUUCUUUUCCCUAGCGGGCGGCCAUCAAGUCGCAGUCCUGGCCGCCGAGUCGCCGACUUCCCCAGGAGGUGGUCCUCGUGGUCCCGCGCUGAGUAUUCUUAAUUUUCACGGCCAAGAGAUGCAGAGGAUUCCGUUUGCAGAAUUAUGCAUUGCAAAUAUGUCUGGGUCUGGAAACUUGUGAUGUAAGUCUGUGAAUCGUGGGCCCACUACAAUAUGCAGCCAAGCAUGACAAGCUUUUGCAUGUGCCAUGUGCUUCGUUUUCCGCAUGGCAAACUGCGUUUUUGCAUGACCACAGGGUGUCCGUCUCAACGAUACGAUACGAUGACAGACAGGAGGCCCCGUUCCUGCUUACGCAUCGCAGAUCCAAGAGUCAUGCCAGACAAGCAUGACAAGCCCUGCAUUCUUCCAGACCCAGGCAUUGUUGCAAUGCAUAAGAUUGGUGGUACAACAACCGGACAGUUGCGGACCUUUUCAACAAGGUGGAGACCGGCGAAUGGGAGCCAGCGUCGGCGCACGAGGAGGAUGCGGUGUUUGAUUGUGGAAGUACCGCGCAGCUCCUCGCGGUCGAUAUUGUCCCCGUUCGCUUUGAUAAUACCUUAUCACAAGAAAAAAAUGUAGUCACAGGCAGUUACACACGACCCUACGGAUGCAAGACCAGCAAGACGUCAUGCAGGAAAUGCGUGGCAGUCUCAUUUCAUGCGUGUUUCUUUCCCUUAUAGUCUGCGCACCACAACAAGUUUUCUUUGCCAUGCAGGACAACAUCUUUGUGAUGCUGAAACUACAACAUCAAAUGUGUAAUAACUGUGGAGCCUUUUUUUUCCGGUGAUAUCCAUGCGUCUUAGGAAAGUACCAACUGACAGAUCCGCAGGUACUUGGGGGGUUUCCACAAGUACGGAAGGCUGCGCUUUUCUCUUCUUCGUCCACGCCCCCAGAGAGCAAAGAUAUACGGCUCCGAUAUGUCCGUGCUACGCGCCAGAAGCUAGCUUUUGCCACCCUGCUCAGAAAAAUGUACCGCUUACUCACGGUAUCCAGGAACGCCCCGCUACUUGAGUCUUCCGGUCCCACAGCGGAGAAGGCGGACCUGAAAAAGUUGCUGGGCGACUUCUGGUAUGCUCUGCAAAAGUUGUGUCUGACACUCGUACGAAUCGCACGCGUGCAUGAAAACAUCGGAGCUACUUUCUUUUUACCUAAUUCUGCAUCACAAUAAAUUUUCAUCUUCUUCUUGGAGAAAUCAUUUGCCAAAUGCGAUUUCACUACCAGUACGAAAUAGUACUUUUGCAAUGCAUAUCUGGCACGAGCAUACGCACGCACCAGAAGUUGUAGAGGUGCAAGAUGGGCAGCCUGGUCGUUUAGAGCACCAGCUUCGAGCCUUUUUGAUGGGCCCCGGUCGGAGCACAAGAUCGCCGCAUGAUCCGGCGCCCGCAGCGUAUUUACUACCCGACGACGCGGAACUUCGUUGGUUUCUGAAUCAGAUUAUGAAAUCCAAAUGUGUCUGGGUCCUCUGGAACAUGAUGGCAACUUGUCAUGCCAAAUUUGAAUCAUGCAAAAAUCUGUGUUGUAUGAUUGCCAACAGCUGCCCAGACUUUUGACCAAGUUGAGGGGAGGUUUGUUUCUCAUGCAGGAUUUUUGGCAUUUGAGGUUGAUAAAGUAGAUCUCCCUCUUCACAGAAUCCAAUCUGUCGUGGUCCUGAGUCCUGCAUUUCAGACCUCAUGAGUCAUGUAAAACCUGCAUGACCACGACGCCAAUCUUUCCAGAUCGGCAGAUCGAUAUUUGCAAUGCAUACAGGUGGACCGUGCUCUCCUGUCGGCUGCAGCGGAGCCUCAAGAACAGGCGGAAGCGGAGUCGAAGAUUGUCCUGCGUUAUGGUUCUCCCGGACAAGGAGUGAAGGUGUACUCAGCAGGGGAAAUUAAUCCUGGACACGUUAGAGUUAGCAUUGAGGUGGGCGGCCCCCGCCCCGGCCCGGCCGCCGCAGAAAAUCCUAGGCCCCGCCAGGGACGCGGCAGAGGACGUGGCAGGGGCCGCGGCCGGCGGGACAACGAGGUGGACCCGCAGCCGAAGGCGGAGCCGGUCAUUUCCAACUAUCCCAGAGAAAAAAGCAGGCAGGGCAUAUAAUUUGUAUAUAUGCAAAAACAAUAAAUACGCAAAAAUAAAAAUCUGUCACGGGCGGCCUUGUAGCAUGCUGUUUAGGAUCAUUCGCAAUACAGAUUUUUUUGUGUAUUUAUUCUUGCAUAAUUAUCUGCCUGCUUUUUGUUUUUUCUGUGGGAUAAUAGUACCAACCAAACUGUGCAUAUACCUCCAGAAAGCAUGCCGGCGAAGAUUUUGGCGAAAAUUUCUCGGGAACAAGAACAACGGCGCGACCCACGAAUGCGUGGACGACACCUCAACUUAUCAAUAGGAAAAAUCCCUCCUGCUCCCCAUAUCGAAAUAAAGGCAUGCUUCCGAGAUGAAUUUGUGUUGCUGAUUUGAGGCCACAAAUCACAUUUGUUUUGCAAGAAGACACGGGCACCAGAAGCUUCCGCCCCAUUAACAUUAUGGAAGCGAGCUGCCAUGCUGUUGGGCCUAAAAGUGGCCAGCCGCUUGCCGUGCUGCACAACUAGACCCAGACGGUCCUUCUACCUAGCUUGGGGAAGAUCUGGCCGCAAGAGUGCCUCUCUGCAAUACAAACCUGAUUUCUUGUGUACACAAAUUGAGCGUGAGAUGAAAAUCCGUUGUGAUAUGGGGAGGGGGGAUUUUUCCAUACGAUACCACUCUCCUUUUCCUCCCGCGUGGCUCCGCACCUGGGAUUAUGGAUUGUAAAAAUGUCUGGGUCUGGAAGAAUGCAUGUUUGUCAUGCUUGUCUGGUAUGACUCUUAAAUCUGUCAUGCACGUUACCCAGGAGCUCUGUUUUUCUGUGAUGCAGGAACGCAGUUUGUCAUGCAGAAUAGGCAACACCUAGAAGCUCAGAAACUUUUCAUGCUGAGCGAGCAUUUGUGGCCUCACAUGAGACGCCACCCAGCAUCACAAGUUUCCAGACCCAGACAUUUUUACAUUUGAUAGGGGUUUGAGUGUGGUGGAGGACGGUUUUGAGAUGGACCAUCGGCAUGGAGUUGGGGCGCUUCUUCUAUGCAUUGGAAAUAUGUCUGGGUCUGGAAGAAUGCAACCUGUCAUGCUGAUACUGGAUAGUGCAAAAAUCUGUGUAGCAUGAUUACCAAAAGCUGCCCACUUUUGUUGACCAAGCAGCGAGGGAGCUUCUCAUGCAGACGAGGCAUGAUAGAGGUCGGGGAGGAGCAGAAUCUGUCAUGCUGGUGGGUCAUGUAUAUGACAGAGGACCUCACGUGGUCGCGACAUGGAUGAAAACUGCCAUGACAAGUCUUGUAACCUUCCAGACCCAGAUAUUUUUGCAAUCCAUAUCUAAGCAUCACAUGCGAGUUGGAGCUGCGUGAGGAGAACCGCUAUGGCCUGACGCUCUCCUUCACCUUUCGUUUAGUUUUUCAUCACGGCAUCCCCUGACGCCCUCUUUGACUUAUGUUUCCUAAAACUCUAUGCUUUUAGGAGCCUUGAGCCUGAAGAGGACACGGAGGGGGUGGUCCUCUCCUGGCGUUUACUUACGUGAGUGGUACUGUUGGAGGGAUGAAAAGUGAUGUUGCAAAGAAGGUUGAUCAGCAUAGUAGAUCUUGUUUUUUUGACUGCAAACAAGGUUUAUCAGCAGCACCGCGGAGGUUUUUUGACUAGUACAACCUACCGCAGCUAGAGCUAGCGUAACAAGUCGUGCUUUUCGAAAUUAAUCAUAUGUACUUUUUCAAGCGAUGAACAAUCAAAGGGGCCCGGGCCGAGGGAGUGGUCAGGGUCGUCUUCGUCUUCCCAAAACAAGCAUUGUCCUAUUCUACUAAGGAUAAAAAUCCACGUAUUGAAGUUUUUGAAGUUGAAGACCACGAGGCAGUUGAAGUUUUUACAGUUUUUGAAGUUGAAACUAUACAACAAAAUUAUGCAGCGGACGAAGUAGCGCCAGCACCGGGAGUGGCAUGCAGCUUCUGACAUUGCAGGAAAUGAAUUUAUCUUGUUUAGCACGUUUACUUUAUAGGCCACGGAAGCAGGUCCGACUCAGAAGAUCAAGGUAGUUGUAUGAUUUUUGAACUUGAUCCCUAUGGGAAGUGCAAAAUUCAAGCUUCCCAGUGGGAUUUUUUGUGGCAAAAAUGUAUGAUUUUUAUUUACCCUUUUUUGGCUUGAGCAAGAUGGACCUGUUUUUAUUCCAAGGUCGUGUAGUUGUUGGCGACAUUCUACACGGCAACUUGUAAGAUCAUUAUAUUGACCCCCUACUGGUACUAAAAAGGGAUACUUCUUCUAGGGAAGAAGAAGUGGACCUUGAUUUUGAACCUCAAAAAUUUUUCGAACCGGCAGUCAAAAAUUUAGAUCGCGUGGAGUGUGUGACGAGAGCAAGUACUAUAACAUUAAAUCCGUCAGUUCAUCUUCUACUUGGAAAUUUGCAUACCUUGGGCGUGGUCUCCAGAGUUGGUCGCUGAACAUUUAUUUUCCGCCAAAAUAAAGCUGAAAGCGCCCACAUAAUGAACAUGUUGUAUUAUCUUCACAUAGUGCGGACCAGCAGCAGCUCCAAGAAGAAGGAAAAAGGAUGACGAUAGCCAUGCACGCACAUGAUCCACGAUAAUUCGAUCCAUUAUUGCAGACUACAGACACGACUUUUUGCUAAACCAGGAUACAACUAACGCGUGUGAGCUGUGAACUGAAAUAAACGGAACACGGGAAGAACCUCCUCCAGCACGACAAGGACAAUGAUGUAGAAGAGCAAGAAGUUUGUGUGUAGUCAAGUUUGCGAUUGCAAAGCCGAAUCCACCGUCGAAAUCAAUGAUCGUCUACGACGGCCCCUUG